AUGCCCGUGGUCAAAGGAGGUGUUUGGACUAAUAUCGAGGAUGAAGUCCUCCGGGCGGCGGUAUCCAAGUAUGGGUUGAAUCAAUGGGCGCGAGUAUCUUCGCUCCUUGCGAGAAAGACGCCGAAACAAUGCAAAGCGCGAUGGGUGGAGUGGUUGGAUCCUGGUAUCCGGAAAGUCGAAUGGUCGAGAGAAGAGGAUGAGAAGCUGCUACAUCUGGCCAAACUGAUGCCGACACAAUGGCGAACAAUUGCUCCGAUUGUUGGACGUACCGCGACCCAGUGUCUCGAGCGCUAUCAGAAACUCCUUGAUGAGGCCGAGGCCCGCGAGAACGAUGAGUUGGGCUUAGGAGGUCCCUCGGGCGGCGAGGCGGCCGCACCGAGUGCAGAUGAUGUCAGACGACUACGGCCCGGCGAAUUAGAUCCUGAUCCGGAAUCAAAGCCUGCACGACCCGACACGAUUGAUCUUGAUGAAGACGAAAAGGAAAUGCUCAGUGAAGCUCGUGCUCGCUUGGCCAAUACUCAGGGAAAGAAAGCAAAGCGGAAGGCUAGAGAACGUCAGCUCGAAGAAUCGCGAAGACUUGCGGUUCUUCAAAAGCGCCGCGAACUCAAGAAUGCCGGCAUCAACAUCAAGGUCGUUACACGUAAGAAGGGCGAGAUGGACUACAACGCGGAUAUUCCGUUCGAAAAGCCGGCAGCACCUGGAUUCUACGAUACUAUGGAGGAGGAAGCUCGAAACGAAAGACAGCGGGAGAUGUUUGACCCCCGGAAGCAACAACUUGCAAACAAGCGGAAAGGAGAUCAGGAUGAAGAUGCGGACAGAAAGAAGAGAAAGAGCGACAAGAACAGCAAUUCUGCCGCAUUUGCCGCUGCUGCAAGAGCUGGUCAAAUGCAGAAAAUCCGUGAGGCUGAGCAGAGCAGCAAGAGGAGAGCUCUUGUCUUACCAACGCCCCAAGUGAGCGAAAGUGAGAUGGAAGAUAUCAUCAAAAUGGGUAUGGCUGGUGAUAGGGCUAGUAAGAUGUCUGGCGAUGAAGAAAUGACCCGCGGGUUGAUCGGAAAUUACACCUCAAUCGUCGGUGGGACGCCGAUUAGGACACCACGAGCUCCGCCAGAAGAGGACCACAUCGCCAAUGAAAUCCGAAACAUCAGAGCAUUGACUGAAACACAGUCAUCUUUGCUUGGUGGUGAAAAUACACCUCUCCAUGAAGGAGGUUCUUCUACCAGGUUUGAUGGCAUUGCUCCUCGCCGACAACAGAUUGUCACCCCGAAUCCAAUGGCUACUCCCUUCCGACAAGCCAACGGCAUUGGUGCAACCCCAAUUCACGGUGGCGUUGGUCCUGGAGCGACUCCUCUCAGGACGCCUAGAGAUCAAUUUGCGCUAAAUCAAGAGGAAGCCGGCCAUUUGGUAGGCGCUACACCGCGUGAUCUUAGAUUGCAUCAAAAGGCCGUCAGUCAGAGUAUCCGUGGUAGACUGGCUGCCUUGCCAAAGCCAAAAGAAACUGAGUGGGAAUUGGAAGAACUUCCGUCAGAGACCGCAGAGCCAAGCACUGCGGCAGAAAUCGCUGAGGAGGACUCUGCAGAGCGUGACCGGAGAGAGAAGGAGACGCGGGAGCGGGCUGCCCAGGCUGAAUUCAAGCGGCAAAGUCAAGUCUAUCAACGGGGUCUGCCUCGCCCUAGCGUUCUUGAUAUCGAUGCUCUGAUGGAACGGGCCUCGCAUAUCACGGAUCCCAUUGGCGGUAUGAUUGCCAGGGAAGCAGCUCUUCUGAUUGCUAAUGACGCUCGGAAAUUCCGCCUCCCUAACGGUAAGAUUGAAGGGAAGGCGCGGAAGCUGGAGCCGAUUGGCGAUGAGUUCGUUGAGGCAGCUCGUGCGGCUAUCACUGCGGAAGUUCCUUCGUCUGAUGAGAAACAACAAUGGCUGCAGAACUUUGAUGACAACUGGUCAUCGUCACAUUCCAGUGCUCUUCCAGGACUAUCUAACUAUGGCGACGAGGAAGACGAGGAUAUCUAUCGACAAGAGCAGCGAAUGAUCGGCGCCUUUGACAAUGUGCAGGCAUCUUUGUUGGCUACCGCAGAGCGAGGAAACAAGCUCGAGAAGAAACUUGCUUUGCACUACGGUGGAUAUCAGAACCGUGCGAAGAUGCUGCGGACUAAGAUCAUUGAAGCCAGUGCCGCUUUGGAGAAGUCGAAGGAUGAACUUGAUGCUUUCCGGACCCUUCACAUCUCAGAGGAGUCGGCUAUUUCGAGGAGACUGGAGAAAUUGCGCGACGAUGUUGCCUUUGUUCUGAAGAGAGAGCGUGAAGCUCAGGAAAUAUACAGGACGAGAAAGGAGGAGCUGGAUGAGCUUGUUGCCGGGACAGUAGGUGCUGUCAAUGGGUGGCACUGA
Messenger RNA from Aspergillus clavatus NRRL 1, 2379 nucleotides. It is a transcript of the gene cef1, whose product is annotated as putative cell division control protein (Cdc5). Gene Ontology annotation, cellular component: spliceosomal complex; Prp19 complex. Gene Ontology annotation, biological process: mRNA splicing, via spliceosome. NCBI's taxonomy places the organism in Eukaryota, Fungi, Ascomycota, Eurotiomycetes, Eurotiales, Aspergillaceae. The transcript is spliced from 4 exons. The coding region runs from base 1 to 2379 and encodes 792 amino acids. The record is from RefSeq and is a predicted model, not a curated record.